CAAUGCAGACGCAAACUUGCGGGCGGUCAUUACAAAUGGUUUUUCCUUGAUCAUUUUGAAAUCUGUUUAUUCUGUUUCCAUUUUCAAAUUCCACACAGUCUUGUCUUCAUCCUAAAAAUUGUUAUUUAUCCGUUGUUCUUUGCAAGCAAAUAUUUUCUCCUCGCCAUCUCCAACGUCCUACUCAGGCUGGACAAAACCCUACCAACAGUAUAGUGUAGCACUGCUUUCUAGUUUUUCGGGCUGUAUUCAGGUUACAAAUAUACAUUGUGGUUCAUCGCUCGGGACAACCAAUUGAAACUUAAAUUUUUGCUUGAUUUCUGACGCUACUCGUUAAAUGCCUGGGACUGUUUGUUUGUUUCUGCCACUCGUUGAUAGACUGAAAGAGCUUAGUAGCUUUUUCGCCAAAGGGAACAUACAGGACAUUCAAAGCCUUGUUAUUCCUGUGGUUGAUAACAUAUUUGGUUAUUCUGAUGGAGUGGAAGGAUGGGGUUUACAUUCUUUAAAGGAACCUGAUAAUCCACAUCUCUUUGGUUGUAUUCGCGAAUUUCUUUCACCAAAUGGAAGGUUCCUGGAGGUUUUGUCUAGCAAGCUAACGCUUGAAUUUCCGUUAUGUAAAUAUGAUUUCCCGCUCUGGCUACUGUCGGCAACUUCCCAGAAUGCUGUUCGCUCAGGUGAUGGCAAACAUCCUCAGACUCAUUUAUCUCUCAAUGCUUUCAGCUACUACAUGUACGCUUUCAUGUGCUAUACUACGUACCCAAAGUGGAAACAGAACAUUUUAUUAUUUGACUUCGAGAACAGCUUGUAUUUUGCCUUGUACAAUGACUACCUUAGUUUUUACCUGUAUACUGAUCCAAUGACAGUUAAUGUCAUGGCAUCCAGGUUACAGCUUUCAAGGACUGGGCUUCAAGUACCUGCAUAUCAGAGAAAUUAUUUUGGUGAAUCUGUCAUUCAGUUUCCAAGUGAAUCCAUAGAAGGCUGCUUCUCGGAGUUCCGAUUGUUUUGGCAGACGGAAUCGAUAUUGCAAGCUAUUUGUGAAUUUCUGCUCUCUUGGAGGGUGCCCGAACUUCCGAAGAGCAUUGUUGGAUCGCCUAACAACCCUACUGGUAUGGUUUCGUUAUCUGCUCCCCAAAGCCAUGUUGAACUUUCAACUAAACCAACUGUCUGUCAGGUAUUCCUCGUACGAUCUUUUCUCAAACAUUUCUAUUUUUCACUGUUUAAUAAUACAAGUCCAAGUAAUUUUCAAAUUCCUGAUCAGCAAAUGAUAUGGAGUAAAUUUCUCAGUUAUCGCAGAUAUCUAUGCAGUAACCAAGGUGUGAUAACUUCUCAAGAGUCAUCCAUACCACAUCACAAUAUAAUGAAUCAAUUUCUACAAUAUAUGAUAUACUGUUUUCAACAUUGGCCUCUUGAUUUAAGUUUUGAAGUAGUACUUGAAACUUGGCUGUCCAGUGUUCAACCUUGGAGGUAUGCCCAAUCUCUUCAACCACAGGCUAAUUCACGUUGCUCACCUUUGGCACAUCGUGAUGGACUUAUGAAUUCACAAAUGAAUAUUGAUAAUGACUGUUAUCCGGAAUGGGUGACAUUUGUUGCUCGUCACUACAGUCUCUAUGUUGCUCUAUUCUUGCUAUUUAUACAACGGGCUAUUCGUACUGAUUUAUGUGUAUGUCGAAAUGCGCAUAUGGUAUAUCGAGUGGCUAAGGUGUUUUCUCAAGAUGGAUUCAAAACUUUACUCAUGAAUACUGAAAAACUUCUGUGUGAACAACAGCAACACCAACAACAAGAUGAUGCUCAAUCACCUACACUAAUGCACAAUCUCAUGGCAUUAGACCAUCAAAGUAAACAGACUGGUUUAUGGAAUCCUGUAGUCAUAAAAGCAGUUGAAAGGAUCGUGAAUUCUAUGAUGACUACCAGAACAAAUUUACAAUCUGAGAUGAUACGUAAAGCAAAUAGAUCUUCGUCAGAUUCUACUGGUUUAUUCAAUCAAGUCACCGAAUGGUUGUACAGUUUAUUAAUGCUUGAAGGAAACAAUACAGAUGAUAAUGUCAAUAAGUGUAUAUCCUAUUUAACAGAAGGUAUUCAUGCACUUUGUGAAUUUUUCAACAUUCCAGAGUGUCCUGACAAGCGGUCAAUGCAUUCAACCACUUCAUUUAGUAUCGCCAACAGAGACUUCAAUUCAGAUUGCUCGUGAAACAAUUGUUAAUGAGAAAUGCAUUACAGACGUGUUGAAGAUCAAUAGAACUGCAAAGAAAGUUCGCGUGAUUUAUGUUUGAGUAAUAUUUAGUUUUGGUAAGUUUGUAUCCACCGUCUUUCAAUUUCUCACAUGAUUAGUAAUCUCAAAUCAUGUAUUGCUGUUUUUUUUUUUUUUUGACCUUCAGACUUUAGAAGUUGAAAUCAAUAUGUCACCAAAACUAUCACAACCUGGUCGUAUACACUGGGAUGAUCUUGGUAAUAGUUCACUGGUUAUGCGACCGCACUUACAAUCUCCAUCAACAUUAUCACCAUCAUCAUCUACAUUGUAUGGGAAAUAUUCAAAUCUUAUGAAUUCAUUGUCAGAUGAAUAUCAUCCAUCUUGGAGUACAAGCACGUAUUCAAUUCCUCAGAAUAAGGCUGUAAUAAAUCAUCACAACAAUGAUAAUAAUAAUAAUGAUGAUAAUCGAAAUUCAUUGGAACCUGAGAAAGUGUUAACACCGUUUGAUCGGUUCCGGAUUAUAAUGGGCAUGCAACGUCCUAAUGUGUUUCGUCAAACCACCAACAGAGAUUAUGUGUCAACAUAUAGUACUUCAUAUGAAAAUCGUUUCAUACUUGCUGCAUGCAAUUAUAUUGAAGAUAAAAUCAAUGGAAAGAUGAAAAACUACUUCAUUCAUUGGUGUAAACUACGCGAUAUCCGUGGCAGAAUUGCACGUCGAAUAUUACUUCGAACAUCAACAGUGAAUCAGUCUAAAUCUCAAUUAUCACAAAAAAGUAGUAGUAAUCAUCCUAGACUGUCAUUUCGUUUUCUAGCUAACUAUUAUAUAUUAAUACGUCUCUUUUUACUGUAUCUAUUCAGUUAUGCUUGUCUAGGGAUUCAUUCACCAGUUUUUUAUAUUUUUUGUUUAAUUAUUCUAUGCAUUUUCUAUCAGAUUUUCCAAUCAUUACUAGGAAUGUGUUAUGAGAAAAUUAAACAACUUUAAACACAGAUCAUUUAUUUAUAUAUACAUUAUUACAUAUGUGGAUUUAUAUGCUUGAAUAAAUAUCUACUGAAUUA
Molecule: messenger RNA, 3241 nt
Organism: Heterobilharzia americana
Lineage: Eukaryota; Metazoa; Platyhelminthes; Trematoda; Strigeidida; Schistosomatidae
Source: the annotation of a GenBank genome assembly